This is a messenger RNA of Ipomoea nil (Japanese morning glory), 754 nucleotides long. RefSeq names its product methyl-CpG-binding domain-containing protein 9-like. The transcript is spliced from 2 exons. The record is from RefSeq and is a predicted model, not a curated record. The coding region runs from base 9 to 599 and encodes 196 amino acids. NCBI's taxonomy places the organism in Eukaryota, Viridiplantae, Streptophyta, Magnoliopsida, Solanales, Convolvulaceae.
CUGCUUCAAUGCUACUAUUACAAGUUCAAGACCAUACUUCCUCCCUUGAUCACAGUGCAGAUACACUCAACUCUUCUUCAAACCAUGCACCACCUACUGUGCACGAUGCUUCUCAAAAUCUCCCAACGACAAAUGCUUUGGAAGAGCGUGACACAUUGAAACAUGAUAGCUGCUUGGAACAUCCUCUCGUGCCACAGUCUGCUUUAAAGCCUCUGGUAGGCGAAGCUUCUCGUAUCUUGAGGCGGCUGAAAAUUAAUUUACUGGACAUGGAUGCUGCACUUCCUGAACAAGCUCUGAGGCCAUCCAUGUCACAAAUCGAAAGGAGAUUGGCCUGGCGUGCAUUCGUUAAAUCUGCUGAGACGAUAUAUCAGAUGGUUCAGGCACUGAUUGUGUUUGAAGAAAUGGUGAAAUCGGAUUACCUAAGCAAUACGUGGUGGUACUGUUCAUCAGUCUCAGGAGCUGCCAAGAUGUGUACCUUAUCUUCUCUUGCUCUGCGUAUCUACUCCUUGGAUGCAGCCAUCAAAUAUGAGGCUAUAGAAAAGACUAAAGUAGGCGGCAGGAAAGUAAGCAAGAAAGCUUCUUCCAAUUUUGCUCAAUGAAGAAGAAGAAGAAGGUGAUCAGAAUGCUGCCUUCUUCAAGCUUUGAUUUUGUCUCCUCCUCCACACACACUUUUUCUUUUCUGGAAGGACUGAGAAGAAUGCUAACAGGAUAAUACAUACUCUUUUAAGACAUAGAAUUUUUCUCCUUUUCUUCA